CAUCGGCCGUCCGACCAAUACGUUCGACCUUCUACGCUUGCCUAUUGAUUUCGUGUUUGUUGCACCAUACUGCCUUCGAGAGUAUCGUUCAGCUUGUUUCGACGGGUGAAUUGAGCCGACACCGUAGACUCCGCUUUUCGCGCCCGUUGCUUUCCCCACGGAAGACAACACACUCCCCGUGUUUCUAAGGGCGGAAAGUAGAGCGUCGCGUGACCGUAUGAGAGAUUGGAGCUGUUGAGGCUGUCUAUUGAGAGGACUGCAAGGACAGUCCGAGGACUCGUCGUCUGGGCACGUUGGUCGGGCGUGCUACAGACCAGCUGCCAUGAGGCACGUCGGCGUGGGAUGGAUACCUCUCUCCUUCGGCGUCAUGUUGUCCGGGAGUUGCCUUCUGACCUUCGUCUGGGCGAUGCUGCGUGGUGAUGUCACACCUUACGUGCCCUUUGUCAGUGAAGCUGGGGCGGAUCCUCCACAGAGCGGUUUUUUCUCCUUAUGCCUCUUCAUCUCGGUCACGCUCGGUCUCAUGAGUGUCCUGGUGAGGUUCCAGACUGUCCAGGCCUUGAACGCCGCCUACAGCAAGCGGCUGGAUGCUCUCAACGGCGCUUCGGCACUCACCGCUGUCGUCUCCUGUCUCGGCAUGGCGUCCGUGGCGGCUUUUCCUUUGGGCACCGUCCCAACCGCGCAUGCUGUGUCAGCUAAUGUGCUCUUCUUUGGGAUGUUCGGCUAUCAGGUGAUGCAAACGGUGAUCACAUUUUGGAUGUUUCCCUCCUUCAAUGGAAGGCGAAUUUUUUUCGUGCGAUUGACAAUCACGAUCUUGUCUGGUCUUGCUGUUCUGAUCAUGGCUAUUCUUUCUCCCAUCGGAAAACAACAGUGGUACAGCCAGAAUUACACGCAUCCCCUGAAGCAGAAGCAGCCUUCAGAUGAGGGAUUCCCGCUGCUAGUGGCGUCAGCGACGUUCGAGUGGUUGCUCGGCCUGUGCCUGGUGCUCUUCUUCUUCACCUUCGUUCGCGAGUUCCACAAGGUGACGCUGGAAGUGAAGGCCGACGUUCUCGUGGAGCACAUGGACGACGAGCCCAUCUUCCGCAAGUCACCCUUCAUGUCUGAGACCACUUACCUGCGUGCGCACGAGACGUGAAAGCAGAACUGGCAGAUGGUGUGGAUGAGGUGAACGCAAUUAUUUCCCCGUUGGACUCGGCCGAGGUUUUCAAUGUAUACGUAGCCCGUGGAUGUCUUUCCCAAGGUGAAAGGUGGAAGGAGCGUUUUUUUUUUUUAACCUUUAUGUGUUAAUUAAGAAGUUGAAACGAAACCAGAUUUGGCAAUUGUUUUUAAGGAAAA
Ixodes scapularis (black-legged tick) is the source of this 1332-nucleotide messenger RNA. RefSeq names its product DNA damage-regulated autophagy modulator protein 1. The record is from RefSeq and is a predicted model, not a curated record. The coding region runs from base 323 to 1132 and encodes 269 amino acids. The transcript is spliced from 7 exons. NCBI's taxonomy places the organism in Eukaryota, Metazoa, Arthropoda, Arachnida, Ixodida, Ixodidae.